AUGAGCGAUUCUGAAGAAGACUACAUGUCCGAAAAGUACCUGAUUCAGGCUGAACAGCAUGAAAAGAAGCAGCCACAAACAUACAGCGAGCGAAGAAAGCAGGCGACUCGUGAGCAUGAGCGCAAGGCGUACAUUGCACCACGUGCACAAAUGGAGAAGAAGGCGCGUGAAGAAGGAUUGAACCAGUCUGUUAGCGAAGACAACAAGGGCAUGCAAAUGUUGAUGAAGAUGGGAUUCAAGAAGGGUAUGGCUUUGGGCAAGUCGGGUGAUGGUAUGAAGGCACCCAUUGCUGUCGAACUGAAGCAAGGUCGUGGUGGCAUUGGAACCAAGCGUGCUCUUGAAGAAGAGGCAAAGGAACAAGAAGCAAAGAGACCCAAUAUUGAUCCUGAAGAGUAUCGUGAGUUGAUGGCACAACGCGUCAAGGAGGCCCAACGUAUGCGUCGAUCAAGAGCUGCUGCGUCGUUGAUCGAAAAACUUGAUAAGGAUAAGGGCAUCGAGAUGAAUAUAUUAUGGAUCUUCAAUAUACCCGAGAAAACUGAGGAUGAGCAAGGGAAUCAAGAACAAGAAAAGGAUAAUGGCGAGGUAUCGGGCGAGGAUGAAAAGGCUGAGGAGGACCCAUUACCGUAUCCUGAAGAAGAGGUGGAAGCGCUCAAAGCAUUGCCGCUUGAAGAACGAUUAGAGCGACUCGUGUCGUAUUUAAGGAAUGAGCACACGUAUUGCUUUUGGUGCGCUGUCAAGUACAAUGAUCAACGAGAUCUUGACGAGAAUUGUCCUGGGCCUGAAGAAGACGAUCACUAG
This is a messenger RNA of Lichtheimia ornata, 798 nucleotides long. RefSeq lists its product as uncharacterized. The record is from RefSeq and is a predicted model, not a curated record. Bases 1 to 798 code for a protein of 265 amino acids. Gene Ontology annotation, molecular function: nucleic acid binding. Gene Ontology annotation, cellular component: kinetochore. NCBI's taxonomy places the organism in Eukaryota, Fungi, Mucoromycota, Mucoromycetes, Mucorales, Lichtheimiaceae. The transcript has 6 exons.